This is a messenger RNA of Cyclopterus lumpus (lumpfish), 2053 nucleotides long. It is a transcript of the gene viml, whose product is annotated as vimentin like. NCBI's taxonomy places the organism in Eukaryota, Metazoa, Chordata, Actinopteri, Perciformes, Cyclopteridae. Gene Ontology annotation, cellular component: cytoplasm; axon; intermediate filament. Bases 132 to 1565 code for a protein of 477 amino acids. Gene Ontology annotation, biological process: intermediate filament organization. The record is from RefSeq and is a predicted model, not a curated record. Gene Ontology annotation, molecular function: structural constituent of cytoskeleton. The transcript has 9 exons.
AACCUCCACUCGCUCCUUUCUCUGAUUGGUUAGUCCAAAUGUCCCUCUAGUCACUGCCGAGUCAUUUGCAUGAAGAGGAGACUAUAAAUCGGGAAUGAUUUAGGGAACGCCUUCCUAGGCGCACUCCGCUGAUGCAGUCGGGACAAGAACAGUACCGAGCUAUUGUGAGAAACGAUACCACAAAGAUGUCUUAUAAAGUAGGCUCGCAGUCUUCUUACAGGAAGAUGUUCGGCGGGGAGAGAGUCGGGUCCGGGUCCGGGUCCAGGACCAGCUACUCCACGCGCCAGUUCUCCAGCCCGGUGCGCUCCUCCCGGGUAUCCUACGGGCUCUCCUCCGCCCCGACCGUGUACGCGACCAAGACCCAAAGGCUCCGGAGCAGCGCGGCCAUGCCCCGACUGGCCUCCGAGAACCUGGACUUCUCCCUGUCCGACGCCAUAAACAGCGAGUUCAUGACGAACCGCACCAACGAGAAGGUGCAGAUGCAGUCGCUUAACGACCGCUUCGCCAACUACAUCGACAAGGUCCGCUUCCUGGAGCAGCAGAACAAGAUCUUGCUGGCGGAGCUGGAGCAGCUACGGGGCAAAGGCACGUCCCGGGUCGGAGAUCUGUACGAGGACGAGAUGCGGGAGCUGAGGCGCCAGGUGGACCAGCUGACCAACGAGAAGGCCCGGGUGGAGGUUUACCGGGAUAACCUGGCAGAAGACAUCGACAGGCUGAGAGAGAAGUUGCAGGAGGAGAUGUCCCAGCGGGAGGAGGCUGAGGGCACCAUGCACAAUUUCAGACAGGAUGUGGACAAUGCUGCCCUCGCCAGACUGGACCUGGAACGGAAGGUGGAGUCCCUUCAGGAGGAAAUCAACUUCCUCAAGAAGCUGCACGAUGAGGAAAUGUUGGAGCUGCAGAACCAGAUCCAGCAGCAGCAGCAUGUGCAUGUGGACAUGGAGAUGGCUAAACCUGACCUGACAGCUGCUCUGAGAGACGUCCGUAUGCAGUAUGAGAACCUGGCCUCCAAAAACCUCCAAGAAUCUGAGGAAUGGUACAAAUCCAAGUUUGCUGACCUCACCGAAGCUGCAGCCAGGCAUAAUGAUGCUCUGAGAGUGGCCAAGCAAGAGGCCAAUGACUACAGACGCCAAGUGCAGUCCCUUACUUGUGAGGUGGAUGCCCUUAAAGGAACUAAUGAGUCCAUGGAGCGCCAGAUGAGGGAGAUGGAGGAGAACUUCUCCCUGGAGACGGGCGGUUACCAGGACACCAUCGGCCGCCUGGAGGAGGACAUUCACAACAUGAAGGACGAGAUGGCUCGUCACCUCCGGGAGUACCAGGACCUCCUGAAUGUCAAGAUGGCCCUGGACAUUGAGAUUGCCACCUACAGGAAGCUGCUGGAAGGAGAGGAGAACAGAAUCACCACCCCGUUGCCAAACUUCACAUCUCUGAACCUGAGAGAAACAAUGAUUGAUUCCAAACCCCAUUUUGAAGCUACAACAACCAGGAAGGUUCUCAUCAAGACCAUUGAGACCAGGGACGGUCAGGUGAUCAACGAGUCAACCCAGAACCACGAUGACAUGGAGUAAUAAUAUCUUUGUAUUUGCCAAACAAUCAACAAAAGCAAAAUGAAGAAACAUAUUUCACCAGGGCUACAAGCAAGCAAACAAACGAACAACACAAAGAGCAAACCGCUUCAAAAAGUGCCUUUACAUGUGAUGAUCCAGUAAGACUGUUAGUGGACACAGACUGUAUUUUGCUUCCUUCUCUGCUGAAAGUAUUAUCUUUUGUUACAUUCGUUUAGACACAGUAAUGAAAUCACCACAACAUAGAAAUCCUUAUUGAGGUCUACAAGAGUCUUUAUUUGUAACCAACGUAGUGUUUUUGAUCAAUACAGCAUGCACACUCCAGGAAAUCUGUAUGCUAAAGAUGUCACAAUUGCCUGUACGCAGCAAUAAACCAGUAAGACCGUAACUCAACACUGUGCAUUAGGUGUAAUACUUUGCUGGUAUUUGCUGGUAUUGCUGGUAAUACUUUGAUGGUAAUGAAAUAGAAGUAGUAAAACAAUGCCUCAUAU